This is a messenger RNA of Paramecium octaurelia, 3354 nucleotides long. The record is from the annotation of a GenBank genome assembly. NCBI's taxonomy places the organism in Eukaryota, Ciliophora, Oligohymenophorea, Peniculida, Parameciidae.
AUGAUUUUGCCUGUCCAGAACUAUGAAGAGUUGAUAUAUUAAUUUGAUCCAGCUACUAACGGAAUUGAUGGUUAACAUUAUAUAGUAAAUCUUAGGGUGGGAAAGUUCUACAAAUUCAUCUAUUUUUGUUACCUAAGAUGGCCUAACUUUAUAUGGAGGAGAUUCUCCUUAAAUUAGCAGAAUUUUCUUAGAUUUAAACCCUCAUUAUCAAGUAAAAGUGAAAAUGGAAUUUUGGUUGUAAUGAUGUUUUCAUUAAAUAAGAACUUAAUAAAAAAGUCCUGGACAAAUAAUUAUGUAAUUAGAUGAGAUCUAGGUAUACACUCAAUCGUAUGACGGUCUUACUAUGUCAAAAUUAAAGGGACCUACUCCAAACGGUUUUUAUUUUGACACAAUAAUAUCAUAAUAUCCAGGGAAAAAAAGAACUUCUUCAAUUUAAAUAGAAGUACAAGGAUAAGUAUAUCAUUACAUUUAUUUAAGACUUAGUGUGGAAUUAGAACACUACAGUAUUACAUUGAAAGAUGUCCAUCAGGAUGUGAUGCUUGCGACAAUUUUGAUUAUUUGGCUUGCAAAAAAUGGAGAAUUUUUAGCUUAAAUUUUAACUAGUAUCUCUUCUCAAGUCUAUAAGGAUGGGCUACACAAUUUCCUUGGUCUACGUAAUAAUUUAAUUUAUGUGCUAAUUGUCAUUUUCUUUAACAAAAUGGGAUUUAAUAUUUUGGAGUAUUACCUCCUCAUAAAGGAAUAAUGUUGAGAUUUUAUCGGUAGUUUACUAUUGGUGUUUGGAAUAUCUAAAUCAAUGGAUUGAAAAACAUAGUCUAAUAGCCGACAGGCUUUUUUUAGGGUGAAUUAAUAAUUAAUGAUCACAUAGCUACAAAUUUAUUUAUUGAAUUUGGAUAAGGGUAUAUACGAGAUAUUGAAUUGUAUUAUUAACUGGAUGACAUAUAUUUGAAUCUUGAAAUUCGUAAUUGCUAUUCUGUUAUAAAUAACGAUUGUGUUAGUUGCUUAGAUGGAUGGGAAUUUGAAGAAAUCCAAAACGAAUGUCAUCCUUUAUGCGGAAAUCAAAUGAUUUAAGGGCUUGAAGAAUGUGAUGAUGGUAACGAUAUUCAAAAUGAUGGAUGUUAUGAGUGUAAAUUUAAAUGCGAUGUCAAUUGUACGUAUUGUGAAUUUGGGAAAUGUCAAAAGUGUGAAAUGGGAUAUAUUAUAUUGAAUAAUGAAUACAAUUUUCCCUAAUGUUAUCAUGAAAUAAAUAAUUGUCUUGUUUUAGAAGAAUAUAAAUGUAAGGAAUGCAAAGCUGGAUAUUUAUAGUUGAAUGGAUAUUGUUAUCCACAUUGUGGAGAUGGUAUUUAAAUAUUAGGAAUUGAAGAAUGUGAUGAUGGAAAUUCAAUACCUUUUGAUGGCUGCUUUAAUUGCACAUUUUAAUGUCAGUAAAAUUGUAUAAUUUGUUUUGAAGGAGUAUGUAAUUAAUAUUGUGAAGAGGGUUUUAUACUUAUGGAUUCGUCCUGUAUCCCUAUAUGUGGAGAUGGAAUUAUAACAAAUCUGGAAGAAUGUGAGGAUGACAAUAAUAUACCAUAUGAUGGUUGUUAUUUAUGUGAAUUCUCAUGUCCUUUGAAUUGCUUAGAAUGUUAAAAUGGGUAUUGUCUAUAAUGUAAUACUAAUUAUUAAUUAUCUUCAAAUAAUCAAUGCAACAUCAUUGAAUAUAAAGAAUUUGAUGAUUACAAUAAUGAUCCACAAGAUGGCGGUCAUCAAUUCUGGGUCGAAUUAGAUUAGGUGUGCAGAAGACUCAAUCAAGACACCAAUAGUGAAUGCUCAUAUUUUACAUAACCAAAAUUGCUUAUUCAAUACAAAAAGAUGCUCUGGAAUAAAUAAUAUGUGACACUUACCUUUAGUUAACCAGUUAAAGUUGGAUCAAAUCGAAUGCUUUUCGAAGAAUUUACUUAUUCAAUAUUAAAUUUACCUAAGUCCUAAUAUAUCAUUAAAACAUAAAGUAGCCAAGAGAUUAGCAAUUCCGUAAAAAUUAUCGAGCAUUAGUUGGAAAUUGAAAUAUUUAAACUUUUGGAAUUCAAACCUGUCUUAAAUAUUAAUUUCCCCUAAGAAAUUAUUAAUCAAUAUGGCUUCAGCUUUAGUAAAACAUAUAAUACAACUUUAUAAAUUCCAACUUAUUUAGAUGAAAAAUAGACAUAUUACUCAGAAAUCAUUUAAAGGGUGAAUAGAUAUGCACUUUAUUCAUAUGGUGGAGUUAGCAGUCUAAUGAUAAUUUAAGGAAGAUAUGAAAUUUUAAUUGAAAUAAUCAACUUGCUUUAAUUUUAAAAUUAUCUUAAAUACAUCAAUGUGAAAUUUCCUUAGAACUUACUUCUCUAUUUUGAGUCUUAUGAUUUGUUAUCUAUUGAAGCAAUGUAUUAGUUAUUAAAUAUUGAGCAAUUAGAAGGAGUGUUGCUUUACAAGGAAUUCAAAGAAUCAUCAGGAAAAUUCCAAUUUUAUAAAUAAAAUGCUGAUUUAUUAUCAAAUCUCGAAUGGUAAAUAAUCCAAUCUUCAUUUUAUAUACUUUUGAUUUUAUUAUCAAUUGGAACUAAAAAAUUUAUUCUAUCUAAUUAUUUCAGAACCAGAAUAUAUACCCAUUUGAGUUAAUGGAAAAGCAAUUCAGGAAAAGAAAUCUCAAUUAAAUUUGUUUUGUGGUUUUAUAAAAAAUGUUAAUAAUUAAUUGGAGUCGUAGAUAUCUUUUCUAAAAAUGGAUUAAAAACUAUUUUAUUAGCAAAUGGAUGGGAUCUGAUAUUUAAAGGAAUGCUUUACUUGAAAUAUUUGCUAGAUAAUGAAUUCAGAGAGAUCUUUUCUAUCGUGCUAGCUUUGGUUCUAAUAUCUUUUUAUAUAAUUUUUAUCCUUAAUUCAAACGAUUUAUACCCUUAAAAUAAUUUGAUUAACUAUAAAAAUUUAAAAGAAAAAAGACUUGAAGUUUUUAAAUUAGGAAUUUCAUUUUGUUUCAUAGUCUUCUUGAUAUUUCUAGAAAGUUCAGAAAUUUUAUAGUUAGGAUUGAUUUCCUUAAUUAAUCUUAUGUAAUUAAAAUUAAUUUACAACUAUCGAAAAAUUAUCAGAUCAUAUGUUAUAUAAAUGGCAAUUUAAAGUUCAGUAUUGAUUUUUACAUUGAGCUCUUUUAUUUAUAUAGAAGAAGCUAGCAAAUUUAUUAACGAAGAUUUUAAAAUAAAAUGCGGUUGGCUCCAUAUGUUUUUAUUAUCUUUUGGUGUAUUGAUUGAAAUAACCUCGAUGAUUAUUGAGUAAAUUUAAUAUUACUUUGGAAUGUGUAAUAAAAAGAAACACAACAAUAUUCAAUAAGAUUAAUUCAUUAUUAUGAAUUUGAUAAUAUGA